Messenger RNA from Venturia canescens, 3029 nucleotides. RefSeq names its product Sarcoplasmic calcium-binding protein 2 (gene Scp2). Lineage: Eukaryota; Metazoa; Arthropoda; Insecta; Hymenoptera; Ichneumonidae. The transcript has 7 exons. Gene Ontology annotation, molecular function: calcium ion binding. The record is from RefSeq and is a predicted model, not a curated record. Bases 402 to 953 code for a protein of 183 amino acids.
CAAGCACAGGUGCAAGUUUCGAGGGUAUAAAGAGGAGAAGCGCGAGAGCCCGGUGCGCACUUUGUGUUUCCACGCUCGGUCACACGCCGCAGAGACUCUUGGAGACAAUUCCUCGUCGUCUUCGUCAUACAAAGUACCCGACAGACACUGACACACGCACAGCACACAGAGGCAGACACAGUUAAUAAACUUGUCCGGUGGUCCGCUCGUCUCAUUCGCCGUUCGUACCUCCGUAGACGAAGACUAAAAAUUCAAUUGAGAUUAAAUAAUUUCUGCGAGCAUUUGACACGUUUAAGCGUCUGGAGAACUUUAAUCGUCGACGGAUAACGGACUUUACGAUAAGCAUCGUUUGUUGCUCGAGUUAUCUUGGACUAACGCAAUCCGAGAAUCUAAUCGCCACCAUGCCGAUCUCGGAAUUCCGCAAGAAGAAGCUGCUCUUUGUCUUCAACACUUUCUUCGAUGUCAACGAGAGCGGUGGCAUCGACGCGGGAGACGUUGACCUCGCGGUCCAGAAAAUAUGCGAGUCGAGAGGCUGGGCCCCGGGACACGAAAAGUACCAGAAGGUCAAAGAAACUCUUCAGAAAGUUUGGGACGGCUUGAAAUCGGGAGCCGACGAGAACCAGGACGGACAGGUAAGCCACGACGAAUGGUACUCGAUGUGGGAAACCUACGCGAAGGAUCCGUCUCAGCCCCUCGAGUGGCAGCAGACCUACAUGAACUUGAUGUUCGACCUCGUAGAUUCCUCCGGGGACGGCUCGAUCGACGAGGACGAGUUCAGUUUGGUCUGCAGCAGUCACGGCGUCCAGGAAGCCGAGUCUCGCGAAGCCUUCAAAAAGCUCGAAGUGGGCCAGGAAGUCAACCGCGAGAAGUUCAUUGCCCUGUGGAAGGUGUUUUUCUCCUCCGACGACCCAAGCGCGCCUGGAAACUUCGUCUUCGGCAAGACUUCCUUCUAAGAAUUUUCGUUUCCAUCCAUCGACGCGAGCACGUCGUGCGUGAUCGUGGAGAAACAUCAAAGCAAAACAAAUAAAGCAGCGAGAGAAAAAACGAGAUUAAGAAAGAAGAGAAACGGAGCGAGAGAUUAAGAGAAAAACGAAAAUCAACGGCUGAAUCCGCGCCACCUUGCAACGCUCGAGUCGUUAACGAACCGUAAAAUUCAAAUUCUCGUUUCGUCGCAGAAUAUAUAAAAUGACGAUUUGUCGGCAUAAUCGUUCUGUAUAUCUCUAGAUAAUUGUUCCUUUCUCGAUAUCCAUGCUUUGGUUGAUCCAUCGCAAGAUUCGAUGUAAAUUAAAUAUUUCAAUGAAAGCAGACAAAAGAUACUCGGUAAUAUAAAAACAAAACAAAAACAAAACAAAACAAAAAAAUUAAUAAAAGUCAAUAAAAAAGAAGAGCAAAAAAAUAACCCAGAAGAAGAAAAAAGAUUAUAAAAUACAUAUAUUGCAUUGUAAUAGAGUGUAUAAAAUCAUCGCUGUCGUGAUCGUGUCGAGUAAUAACGUGUGUGUGUCGUUGCAGAUUAAAAGAAAAGCACAGAGUCAACAGUAACGAGACUAAAAAAAAGCGAAAUCGUCGAUUUUCCACGCUAUUUGUCCUUCGUUUUCACCGCUGACGAGCCGGAAAAUUAUUCUCUAUUUUUUUUCACUUUUUUCCUCAGUAUUCAACGCGAUGUACAUCGAUGUCCAGUCUCGGCGAGCCGCCACGCACGUAUAUACACACAUUUCCAGAGUCUUUCGCGAACGAUUAUAAACAAUGAAAUGUACAAGAAUGAAAAAAACACUGGAUCGGACACGCAAAAAUCAGAUAAUACGAUCGAGUAGAUAAAUACAUAAAAAUAUAUAUAUUCAUAUCGCGCGACGAAAGAAACUGAAAAAAUGAAUCACAAGCAGGCGCUGAGCGCUACGCGUUUUCAUGCUUUUCGAAUGAUUCGAAUUUCUAGAAGCUAAGCAAAGCUACAUAUCUCCGGAGAUUUACACAAAAUAAACCAUAUUAUAUAUAAAUACGCGGAUCGGUUGAAUAAAUUACCCUUCAGUUUUGUUCUGAGUUCGAUUUAAUGAUUACCGAGCUGAAAAUUACUUGGAAAACGAUGGAAAAAGAGUUAGCGAACGCGGAUAUUAAAAAUGAGAAUGAAAACAUUGUGGUAUAUCAAUCACUGCCCGAAAGAAUAUAAUAUCGAAGCGCAGUGUAUUUUCUUUCCCUUUCCUGCUGUCCGGAAUACGUAGUAGACGUACACACGUAUCUCUGUCGUUGUAAAUAAUAACAUUGUAGUUCAUGUCCGUUAGAGAAAAUAAUAAACAAUGAGAAGAAAUAUACGAAGCAAAUAAAGGAUGGUAAAAAUGAGAACGAGGGAGAAACGAGACACGAAAUGGCGGAAAAAUAAUGAGUGUACAGUGCCACGCGUCAAGGCCAAACUGCGUCAAUAGCUACAACCUUUGUUGGUUAUGUUUACGGGACGAUCGCUCUGUCGCGGAGAAAGCGCCUCAAUUUUCUGUCGAGCGCGCACUUCGUCGCGCGUGUGUCUCUCGUAUUUUAUUUUCAUCGAUACAUUGUUUUCUGUGCUCGUUUCGAAUCACGUCAGUGGGUUUAACCCGGUGUGACAAUUAUAUUAAUAAUAUUACUGAUAAUUACUUCACUACAUUGCUCUUACACUAUCCGAUGCGAAUACACGAAAAUAUAAAUGAAUUCUUAUCAUUAUUGACCCUCUUACCAGCAUAGGCAUCGUUUUUGUAAAGAUGCGUAGGGGAGAGAUUUAAAAAAACAAAAGCUCAAAAACGGUCGUUUUGAAUAUAAAUUGCUCGAGGUAAAUCAAAGUUAUGUACGCCAUGAGGAGGUUAUGUUCUGUCCAUCUCACUCUGUAGAGCACGAAGUUCACGUAAAAAUGGAGAUAAAAAAUUUCCUUUCGAAAUUGUUAGCACGUGUUUCCUUGAUUCCUCACUUAUUGUAACGAAAACUAACGUAUUUCGUAGUGAUUCUGAAUUCAUUUAAACUCGAGGAGAUCGUUGAUUUAAACUCGGAAAUAAAAACAUGAUUUAGGAAAA